Messenger RNA from Sorex araneus (European shrew), 2277 nucleotides. It is a transcript of the gene SYT5, whose product is annotated as synaptotagmin 5. Gene Ontology annotation, biological process: synaptic vesicle endocytosis; regulation of calcium ion-dependent exocytosis; regulation of dopamine secretion. Gene Ontology annotation, cellular component: axon; synaptic vesicle membrane; dense core granule. NCBI's taxonomy places the organism in Eukaryota, Metazoa, Chordata, Mammalia, Eulipotyphla, Soricidae. Gene Ontology annotation, molecular function: phosphatidylserine binding; calcium-dependent phospholipid binding; calcium ion binding. The record is from RefSeq and is a predicted model, not a curated record. Bases 757 to 1917 code for a protein of 386 amino acids. The transcript has 8 exons.
GGUCGGGCAGGCGGGGAGAGCCAGAGACCACAGGGAAGCUGCGAGAGCCGGGGUCGGGAGGCUGAGGGAGGCACGGGGAGGUCGACAGGCUAGGGAGAACCUCCCUGGGGCGCACAGAGAAGCGGGAGAGCCCGGGGUCGUGAGGACAGCAGUGCAGAGAGAGCUGGGAUGCGGGAGGGACCACCCACACCCCCGCGCGCCGCCAUUCCCGGCGAAGGGCCGAGGGAGCCCGAACUUCCACGCGCGGCAGAGGUGGAGACAGGACUCGCACGGAACAGCCACCCGCCUGAGCCGGGCUUGGGCGGAGCGUGGGAUCCGGGAUCUAGCCCUGGACGACCCGCCCGUCGUCGUGGCAACCGCCGUUCCCGGGGCAACCGGCGCUGCUUCCACCCGCGGUUGUCCUGAGCACACCGGCGCGCCGUUCCCGCACUCGCCCGCUCCCACUCUGCCUCUGGUCCUGCGGGUCGCACUCGGGAGCGGGGCCGAAGUCCGCGGGAUUGUUGCGGGAGCCUGGGAGGGAGAGGGCGUCCUGGAGCCCAGCCCCGGCGUCAGCGCUGCGUGCUCGGGAGGAUGGAACUACAACCCCCGACAUGCCUCGCGACGGCCCAUCCCGUCAUCUCCGUGCGGGCCGAUCCCGGGCGCCCAUGGGACUUGGAGUUCUUUGUUGUGUGGCGGCCUCAAUGAAAGCACGGGGUGGGCGUGGGGGGCGGUUGUGUUUGGAUGCUUCCCUAGAAAGGAGCCUAAGAGACCGUCGCCAUGUUCCCGGAACCUCCAACCGCGCGGCCUCCAGCGCCCGACGCCCCUCCAGACUCCAGUCGCAUCAGCCAUGAGCCUGUGCCUGCCUGGGCCCUGGCCACCAUCACGCUGGUUUCAGCCUUCGUGGUCUUCAGCUGCUGCUUUUGCCUCUACCGGAGGCGGUGUGGGAGGCGGAUGGCGAAGAAGAGUCCAGCCCCAGCACAGGUCCACCUCCAGGAAGUGAAGGAGCUGGGCCUGAGCUACAUAGACAAGGUGCAGCCGGAAGUGGAGGAGCUGGAGCCGGCACCGCUGGGGACAGGACAGCCAGCGGCAGAGAAGCAUGCGCUGGGGCGGCUCCAGUACUCACUGGAUUAUGAUUUCCAGAGCGGCCAGCUGCUGGUGGGCAUCCUACAAGCAGAGGGUCUCGCGGCCUUGGACCUGGGCGGCUCCUCUGACCCCUACGUCCUGGUCUACCUGCUGCCUGACAAGCGGAGGCGCUAUGAGACCAGGGUGCAUCGGCAAACGCUGAACCCACAUUUUGCGGAGACCUUCGCCUUCAAGGUCCCCUACGUGGAGUUGGGGGGCAGGGUACUGGUCAUGGCAGUAUAUGACUUCGACCGCUUCUCCCGCAACGAUGCCAUUGGCGAGGUGCGGGUUCCUAUGAGCUCGGUGGACCUGGGACGGCCGGUGCUGUCCUGGCGGGACCUUCAGGCAGCGCCUGGCGAGGAGGAGGAGAAGUUGGGGGACAUCUGCUUUUCCCUCCGCUAUGUCCCCACGGCUGGGAAACUCACCGUCAUUGUCCUAGAGGCGAAAAACCUGAAGAAGAUGGAUGUAGCCGGGCUCUCGGACCCCUACGUCAAGGUCCACCUGCUGCAGGGCGGCAAGAAGGUGCGGAAGAAGAAGACGACCAUUAAGAAGAACACCCUGAAUCCCUAUUACAACGAGGCCUUUAGCUUUGAGGUUCCCUGUGACCAGGUACAGAAAGUGCAGGUGGAGCUCACUGUGCUGGACUACGACAAGCUGGGCAAGAAUGAGGCCAUCGGGAGAGUGGCCGUUGGGGCGAUGGCUGGCGGGGCUGGGCUGCGGCAUUGGACAGACAUGCUGGCCAGCCCUCGGCGGCCCAUUGCUCAGUGGCACUCGCUGCGCCCCCCUGACCGGGUCAGGCCACUGCCCGCGCCCUGAUCUUGCCCUCCUACCAUGAGCCCUCCUGGACUGCGCUCCUGUGGCACACCCAGGCCUGCCUCACAGCCCUACCCACGCCUCUGCCCAGCCAUCAGACCCACCAUUGCCAAUCGCCCACCCACUGUCAAUCAUGAGAACUUGCCAACUCUGCAGCACACAUUUGCCCAGAAGAUACAGGGACCCUUGGGGGAAAGCUGCCAGUCCUCACGUGCCCCUAGGGCCCCUCCUGCUUUGACAAUCAGGACCCUGCCCAGUAUCCCCUUCCCUCCAAGGCCCCUCAGACUCCCCAGGAUUCCUGCUCUAACCCCUGUCUCACUCCUGCACUGCUCCUAGGACCCAAAUAAAUAUUCAGCAACUUGG